AUGACUUCAUAUAAUCGUUCUAUCUUAUGUACAAGUUGUGGAGAAGCAGUUUCUACUGAAAGCAAAUCUUAUUAUAAAUGUCGUGAAUGUAAAUUACAUUAUAUAUGUAAAAAAUGUUCAAAUGUACAACAAAUACAUACUUUAAUGAAAAUUACAAAAAAACAGAAUGAAAUAGAAAAAUUAUCGACAAAAUUAGCAUCAGCUAAUGUAGCUACAGCACCGGAAACAUCAAUUUUUGAAAGAUAUGAUUAUCUUACUAUGCCAACAAGUUAUUGUGAACAUUGUUUAACUAUACUACAUCCAAAUAAAGAGCGAUAUUAUUCAUGUCAACAAUGUCCAAAUGGUUUUGAUAUUUGUACGAAAUGCAUAAAUUUGAUGAAAACUGAACAUGCACCACAACAUACAUUUAAAAAAGAUAAUUAUUCAAUGGAUGAGCAUAUGCUGAUACAUUAUGAUACAUCAUGUGAUGGUUGUGAAACAGUGAACUUUAAAGGUAUUAGAUAUCAAUGUGAUGAAUGUCGUCAAAGUUAUGAUUUAUGUGAAUCCUGCUAUCAUAAAGUAAAUGAGUUACAUCCUAAUCAUGAAUUCAAAAUUGUUCAAAGUCCAUGGUUACAAAUUAGUAAUCGUAUAUUUUUGGCUAGACGUGCAAUACAAGUACUUAAAAAAUUUCCAAAUCAACAAUAUGAUCCGUUAACUGGUUAUACGUUACAAGAUGCACAACAAGUAAAAGAACAAGAAGAAAAAAAUUUGGACCAAUUUUGGCAACAACGUUUAAAAGAAGCAAAAGAUGCUCGAGAACAUCAAAGACAAAUGCAUAGAAUACAAAUGGAUAGUUUACGUCAUAUGGGAGCAAUAAUGGCUCCAAAUUAUCAUAUAAUGGAAAUGACACACGAUGAUGAUUACUAUUAG
Molecule: messenger RNA, 909 nt
Organism: Rotaria sordida
Lineage: Eukaryota; Metazoa; Rotifera; Eurotatoria; Philodinida; Philodinidae
Source: the annotation of a GenBank genome assembly